AUGGACUGCUUCGCGGAGGCUGAAGGAAAGAGGUCGCAUGACCCGUUGUACUGCAACCCCCACUCGCCACCGGCUACCGGCUUCCCUGUCGACAACAUCCCCGCGCCGGUCGUCAUCGUUGGAGCAGGGCCGGCUGGGCUGGGGAUGGCCGCACUGCUCGGCGAGGCUGGAGUUCCAUACAAGCUGCUCGAGCGGUGUAGCUGCAUCGGCUCCCUCUGGAGGCACCGCACCUACGACAGGUUAUGUUUGCAUCUCCCCAAACAAUUCUGUGAGCUCCCACUCAUGCCAUUCCCAAAAAGCUUCCCCACGUACCCGACAAGGGACCAGUUUCUGGAGUACCUCGAGUCCUAUGCAAGGAGGUUCAACAUCGAGCCACAGUUCCGCCAGGCCGUCGUCAGCGCCGAAUUCAAUGGAGACUUUUGGUGGAUUCGCACAAAGGAGGUCACCUCACUACCAAUGGGCGGUGAGCAGGCCACGCACAGCGGCAAAACAACUUUGUACCGCUGUAAGUGGCUUGUUGUUGCCACCGGAGAGAAUGCCGAGCCAGCGGUGCCAGAGAUCGAGGGCACCGGAAGGUUUAAAGGGCAGCUCAUGCACUCGUGCGAGUACCGUAGCGGUGCAGGGUAUGCUGGAAAACAAGUGCUUGUCGUCGGGUGUGGAAAUUCUGGGAUGGAAGUGUCUCUGGACCUUGCUAAUCACAAUGCAAUAACUUCUAUGGUUGUUCGUGGCACGUUGCAUGUUCUGCCUAGGGAGAUGCUAGGGCGCUCCACUUUUGGGAUCUCUUUGUGGCUUCUCAGGUGGUUCCCUGUACAAGUUGUGGAUUGGCUUCUCCUUAUGAUGGCACGCUUCAUUAUGGGCGACACAACCAACAUUGGUAUUACUCGGCCAAGCCUUGGCCCAAUGGAGCUUAAGGGCGUUUCUGGUAAAACGCCAGUUCUCGAUGUCGGAACCAUAGCAAAGAUUAAGUCUGGAAGUAUUAAUGUUUUUCCAGGAGUGCGGUGUUUUCAUGAGCAUGGUGUGGAGUUUACUGACGGAAGAACCGAGAACUUUGAUAUUGUUAUUCUUGCCACAGGUUACAAAAGCAAUGUACCUUACUGGUUAAAGGAGAAAACUUUUUUCUCGGAGAAAGAUGGCUUCCCAAGAAAGUCAAAAGAGUGGAAAGGAAAAAAUGGUCUCUAUGCUGUUGGCUUCUCAAGGGGUGGACUUUUAGCAGUGUAUAAGGAUGCAAUCAAGAUCUCAGAGGAUAUUGUUCAACAAUGGCAUGAUAUGUGUACGGAAGAUGUGAGAGAAACUUCAUCCAAUCGAAGAGCACCAUGUCCUAUUUGA
Triticum turgidum subsp. durum (durum wheat) is the source of this 1326-nucleotide messenger RNA. The record is from the annotation of a GenBank genome assembly. NCBI's taxonomy places the organism in Eukaryota, Viridiplantae, Streptophyta, Magnoliopsida, Poales, Poaceae.